UUUUAAAUUUUACUACCAGUGAGAAACGCAAUAUAGUCCGAUUGAUAAUUUUUUUUGAAUUUAAGUUGUACUUCAUUCAUAUUUCGUAAAGCAUGAAGAUAUUCUUUUUAAUAGGAAUUACAUUAAUAGGCUUAACUCAAGCCAAAGAUUGGUGGGAGAACGGUAAUUUUUACCAAAUAUACCCCAGAUCUUUCAAAGAUAGUAACGGUGAUGGCGUCGGUGAUUUGAAUGGCAUCGCCGAAAAAUUACCAUAUUUAAAGGAAAUUGGAAUCGCCGGAGCUUGGUUAUCACCAAUAUUUAAGUCUCCAAUGGUAGAUUUUGGUUAUGAUAUAGCCGAUUACCGUGUUAUCCAUCCAGAAUUUGGCACAAUGGAAGAUUUUAAAAAUUUAAUCAAAAAGGCAAAAGAAAUUGGAAUGAAAAUUUUUUUAGAUUUUGUGCCAAAUCAUACAAGUGACGAAAGUGAAUGGUUCAAAAAAUCGGUGCAACGUAUAGAACCAUACACCGAUUAUUAUAUCUGGCAUGAUGGUAUUAUUGAUGAAAAUGGUGAAAGAAAGCCACCCACAAAUUGGGUAAGUGCAUUUCGUUACAGUGCAUGGGAAUGGAAUGAAGAUCGUAAACAAUACUAUUUGCAUCAAUUUGCCAUUAAACAACCAGAUUUAAAUUAUCGUAAUCCAAAAGUUGUUACUGAAAUGAAAAAUGUCAUCAAAUUUUGGCUUGAUAUUGGUGUUGAUGGUUUUCGUAUUGAUGCUGUACCAUACAUGUUUGAAAUCGAAGCUGAUAAAAAUGGUAAUUAUCCUGAUGAACCUAUUAAUGAAAAUUGCCCGAAUCCUGAUGACAAUUGUCAUACAAAGAAAAUUUAUACACAAGAUCAAAUAGAAACGUAUGAUAUGAUUUAUCAAUGGCGUGAAUUAUGUGAUGAAUACAAAAAAGAACAUGGUGGUGAUACUAGAAUUUUGUUCACUGAAGCCUAUACAUCAUUAGAAAAUGAAAUUAGAUAUUAUGGCGAUGGAAAACGUAAUGGUUCCCAUGUAGCAUUCAAUUUUGAAUUAAUAUCUUAUACAAAUAUGGGCAGUACAGCUGCUGAUUUCAAUAAACAUAUUGACUCAUGGUUAAAUAAAAUACCAAAAGAUGUAAUUGCUAACUGGGUUUUAGGUAAUCAUGACAACCAUAGAUUAGCAUCGAGAUAUGGACCGGCACGAACUGAUUUAUUUAAUAUCAUGUUAAACACUUUACCAGGAAAUGCAAUUACAUACAAUGGUGAAGAAAUUGGUAUGACAGAUGUUUGGAUAUCGUGGGAAGAUUCAGUUGACCCACAAGCUUGUAAUACUGAUCCGGAUCGUUAUUAUGCUGUAUCAAGAGAUCCAGCUCGAACACCAUUCCAAUGGGACGCUUCAAAUCUUGCAGGAUUCAGUUCAAGUACAAACUCUUGGUUACCAGUUGCUAAAAAUUACACAAUAAAUAAUGUUUUAAUGCAAUCGAGAUCUCCAGUUAGUCAUUUACAAGUUUUCAAAAAAUUAACGAAACUACGUCAAGAACCGGCGUUCCAAACAAAAACUUUAAAUGAAAAAAUCGUUCACAACAACGUUCUACUUUAUAGAAGAGAAGGAAAAGGUGACAAUUAUAUAAUAGUUUUAAAUUUUGGAAAAAAUAGUGAAACAAUUAAUUUAAAAGAAAAAUUCCCAUCCAUCACAAACAAAGUUGAAAUUAUAACUACUUCAAUUCAAUCAAAAUACACCGACGGAGAAAUAGUUGACGCUACUAAAUUUGUGGCUGAAGGCGAGGUUGGAACUGUUGUUGUAUCAGUUUAAAGGGCUUUUAUCGGAUGUUUCAAACCACAUUUUAAAGUUUAUCUUAAACUUUAAAAAUAUCUUUUAACAUAAAUCAUUAAAAAUUUAUAAAAUUAUUUAUUCCAGAAAAUAAAAAAAUUAUUGUUUUACUAAUGU
This is a messenger RNA of Condylostylus longicornis, 1943 nucleotides long. RefSeq names its product maltase A1-like. Bases 93 to 1808 code for a protein of 571 amino acids. NCBI's taxonomy places the organism in Eukaryota, Metazoa, Arthropoda, Insecta, Diptera, Dolichopodidae. The transcript is spliced from 6 exons. The record is from RefSeq and is a predicted model, not a curated record. Gene Ontology annotation, biological process: carbohydrate metabolic process.